Molecule: messenger RNA, 1729 nt
Organism: Suillus fuscotomentosus
Lineage: Eukaryota; Fungi; Basidiomycota; Agaricomycetes; Boletales; Suillaceae
Product: hinge domain of cleavage stimulation factor subunit 2-domain-containing protein
Exons: 9
Coding region: 1-1359 (452 amino acids)
Biological process (GO): mRNA 3'-end processing
Cellular component (GO): mRNA cleavage and polyadenylation specificity factor complex
Molecular function (GO): mRNA binding
Source: RefSeq, a predicted model, not a curated record
AUGGGCUAUGCCGCAUCGUCGACCGUGUCUUUCCGUCUCCCGACUCGCAUCUCAAAUCUUCAAGCUUCAUUGCUUUCUUCGAGUCUCGAAAUGAGUAAGGUCGUUUUCGUGGGAAAUGUCCCCUACAACAUGGGGGAGGAAAGUCAUUUAUCCUCCAUACAAUACCAUUCCGACAGAACCUUUCCACAGGAACAGCUCAUCGACGUCUUUAAGUCGGUCGGUCAAGUUGUGGGUUUCAGACUAGUCUUUGACAGAGAGACAGGAAAACCUAGAGGUUAUGGCUUCUGUGAAUUUGCUGGUACAUCCAAUUUAUUUUUCUUUUCCGUACACCUCGAUGCAUGUCUGACUUCAAACCGGCUCUUUUCCGCAAUCACGCCUAUUUGUGCUUCUCUCGAUUCACCUUGGCAUUCCGUGUUACUCGUAUCGGCUUGUGUUUUCGCGUUUUGCCUUGAAGAUCAUGAAACAGCUGCAUCUGCUGUGCGGAACCUCAAUAAUGCCGAUGUUGGUGGUCGCCCUUUACGAAUUGAUCUCGCCGACUCCGAUCCCUUCCUCGAAGGCAAAACUACUGUGCGAGGCGAGUUGCUCGAUGGGAGUGAUCCAAGAGGCCGCUGGCGUGAGCACCGUGAGCAAGAUCGCGACCGCGACCGAUAUGAUAAUAUUCGUGAUCAACCCAAAUCUCAAGACCCAAAUUCAUUCUUGUCAAGUUUGCCACCCGGUGUGCCCAUAACUCCUGGAUCGACUGCAUUAGAUACCAUCAGCCAGACACUUGCAACUAUGAGCCCAGCUCAGUUAGUCGAAGUGCUUGCCCAGAUGAAGGCUUUUGUAAUCACCCACCCGGAUCAAGCAAGAGCACUACUUGUUGCGCAUCCGCAGUAUGCGUAUGCAUUGUUCCAAGCAUUGCUACUGAACAAAAUAGUAGACCAGAGUGUUCUCCAGCGCAUGUUACAAGCAACUGCGGGUAGUGGUGCUGCCCCAGGUCCAGGAAUUCCUCAACAGCCCCACCACCAAAUGCAAUACCAGCAGUCUCCACCCAUACACCAGCCUCAACCUCACAUGCCUCCGCCAAUGUCUGGCCCUCCACCCGCGUCAACUGCUCCAGCAAGCAUGUUCCCGCAUCAACAGCCCCCGUCGCACAUGCCAGCUCCACCGCCACAACAAUCUUGGUAUCGGCCUCCACAACACGCAGUCCCCCCGCCCCACUCGGCCCCCAUGCCCGACCUAAACAUUGAUCCGGCUCAAAGGCAAAUGCUAAUGCAGGUACUCAGCUUAACUCCAGACCAGAUCAAUGGCUUGCCACCUUCCGAGCGAGAAGCAAUCCAGAACUUGCGCAAUCAAUUUUUGGGAGGUAUCUCAACAUAGUGGAUGUAUGUCUGGACUUACACUGGAACUCUUUGGAACCCAGAGCUUAGUAUUCUAAAAAUAGUGCCUUGUUCUAUAUAUGCUGUGCCACAGCUUGUGUCUAUCCGAUGUGACCGCCGGUCGAGGCCCUUUCGCAUUCUUUACGCAUCAGAUCAAGUACCUAUCUGCCAGAUUUACUACAUGUUCACUAUUACAUCAACUUGUUUGCAAGACUCCGUGACUUCUUCAGCGCCAACAGUUUUUGCUCAAUCUCUACAAUUGGCGCCAUCUCGCCUUUGGAUUUGGUGCCUACGUCGUCGCGGUUCCGUACGUUAACCGAACGGCUAUCAAGUUCUUCCUGUCCGACCACUAGGAUGAAGUUGUAUUGUGC